AGUUACAAUGUCACGAUCGCAAUCACCUCUGAUUGGUUAACGUUCGCUCAUACAUUCGCUACAAUGCAUUGUCGCAACAAGAAUACCUGAAAUUCAGCCAAUCACAACAAUUGUGAUUAUAACAAUGAUUGGUGCAGGAUUUCCGGAAUCGACCUGCAGAACACCAGGUCCAUGGACACGGCGAGGCAGCUGCGUGCGAAAAUUGGCAUUAUGGGCAAUAUCGCACUGAUUUUUUACUCACGAAUAUUUAAACACGAUUUGAAUAAUUUAUAGUAAGUACCUUUGAAUUUUCUUUAUAAUGUCGUUUAGUAAUUACUGAUCAGUUGAAGACAUCAUUGCAACAAUGUCAUCCAUAGGGGUUGUGGACUUCUAUGCUGACAAGACAAUAUUUAUAACUGGCGCCAGUGGCUUCAUAGGCAAGAUCUUGAUUGAGAAGUUGUUGAGAUGCUGUCCAGAUAUCAAGGUCAUUUACCUGCUGUUGAGGAAGAAGAAGGAGCAGAGCCCGCGGGAACGACUAAACGAGAUCAUUAAUACCAGGUGUUUCGAAAAAAUCAGUGAUCGUAGCGUGUUCUCCAAACUCUGCGUGAUACCUGGCGACAUUCUGGAAGAAGAUCUUGGAAUAUCUGCUCAGGAUAGAAGUAUAUUGCAGAAGGAGGUCCAAAUCGUUUUCCACAGUGCUGCUUCAGUCAGAUUCGAUAUGAACCUUCGAGAUGCAGUCACUUCAAAUGUUAUUGGAACCAAACGUGUGCUAGAGUUAGCUGAAGAGAUCGAAAAUCUAGAAGUAUUUGUUGACAUAUCAACGUCCUUUUGCCACGACGAGCUGAAGGUGGUAGAAGAGAAGGUGUACCCUUCCCUGCACAGGCCUCAGGACAUCAUGGAUUGUGUAAGAUGGAUGAGUGAUGAAAUGCUAAUGAAAAUACAGCCUGAAUUGAUCAGGCCAUACGUGAACACAUAUGGAUAUUCUAAGAACCUCACCGAGGAUGUAGUUUCCCAGUACAGGGGAAAGUUCCCGAUUGCUAUCGCGAGGCCUUCUAUGGUUGUAGCGACAUAUAAGGAGCCAAUGCCAGGAUGGGUAGACAACAUAAAUGGGCCAACAGGAGUUCUCUACGCAGGGGCUAGUGGUAUUCUGCAUACUUCAUAUUGCAAGGAAGAUACUUCAAUGGACAUGGUGCCCGUCGAUGUGGUAGUAAACGGAUGCAUAUUACUGGCUUACAUCACUGGAAUGGAACGGCCAAAGGACAUAAAAGUCUGCCACAUUACGGAUUCCGGUACCACUAAAAUUACUUGGUACGAAGUCACGGAUCAAUUAAAAGAAUAUGUAUUGCAAUACCCGCCAUCGCGUGUUCUCUACUAUCCGGCGGGCUCAGCGAAGAAGGUUCGCUACCAGCACAAAAUAGCCGAGUUCUUAUUCCACAUAGUGCCGGCGUACUUCGUCGAUUUACUUCUAUUUUUGUUGGGACAGAAGACUUUUAUGGUAAGAAUAGAGAAACGUCUUCGUAAGGGGACGGAACUACUGCAAUACUAUACUUCAAGAACAUGGGUAUUCAAAAAUGACUACUUCCAAUCUUUGAAAAAUCAAAUAAAUGAAAAGGAAAAUGAAAUCUUCUAUACGGAUUUGUCGAAAAUUGAUAACGCCGAGUACCUGAAAAACUACCACCUCGGUGUUCGGAAGUUUAUCGCAAAGGAGGACUUGUCCACGCUACCGCAAGCCAGGCGCCACAUGAAACGGCUCUACUAUCUUCAUAUGACACUGAAAACACUGUUUUACGUUUUACUGGCAUACGCAUGUUGCUUAUUAAUCAAAUAUUUUUUCUGAUAAUAAAAUAAAUUCAUUUAGACUCCUACCUA
Maniola jurtina (meadow brown) is the source of this 1848-nucleotide messenger RNA. Its product is annotated as fatty acyl-CoA reductase 1-like. The record is from RefSeq and is a predicted model, not a curated record. Gene Ontology annotation, molecular function: alcohol-forming very long-chain fatty acyl-CoA reductase (NADP+) activity. Bases 344 to 1816 code for a protein of 490 amino acids. The transcript is spliced from 13 exons. Gene Ontology annotation, biological process: long-chain fatty-acyl-CoA metabolic process. Gene Ontology annotation, cellular component: peroxisome. Lineage: Eukaryota; Metazoa; Arthropoda; Insecta; Lepidoptera; Nymphalidae.